GUCAUCAAAAAUUUCUCAGAUCAAGUCAAGUCUAGUAAAAAAUAACCUGACUUGACCAGACUUCUACUUAGAUUUUGCUCUAACGUUCCCAGUUUGUAGAGAACACUUCGAAAUAUAUGUCCUGAAGUUUUUUCGGCUUACUGACAUUAUGUGGCUAAGAAAAAAAUUAAUUACUUAAAAAAAUAUUGUUAAAUUUUUCAACCAGGGACUACUAUCAAAAAAAUUCCUGUCCAUUCUACAUUCAUCACAAAGACUUGGUUGCUGCCUAGAUCGACAGAGAAAUGCGUGGAGAAUAUUUUCUACGGAAAAUAUGCAAAAACUUUUUGUUCUUUCCUUCCUGUUAUUGACUAAUUAGUACUAAUUAACGUUAUUUUAACACAUUCACGGAGGACUUGGGUAAGUUAUCGCAGCCAGGUGGAGAAUUAUGGAUGAUUGAAGUAAGCAACGGCGGAUUAAUCACUUUCGCUGGUGGUGUUCCGAUCAUGAAUAGUAAUGGUACUGGGAUUGGCGCAGUCGGUGUAUCAGGUAGUUCAGAUGCCUACGAUAAGAAAGUCGCUGUUGCUGGGGCUGCUGCUCCUGCUGUCUAGUGAGUACGUCAGAACAAGAGAAAUAACAACAAAGGAUAUUCGAUAUAAGGCACAUUGAAAGUUUCUAAUAUCGAAAGACCUUCGUUUCAACGGAAAGAUUUAUUUUUUGUUUUUCAUUAACCUCAUUUUUGAUUUUUUGUUUAUUGUCUCAUUGUUGUUUUAAAAAAUAAGUUAAACAUUUUAUUUACUCAGAGCACUAGGUAGCCCAGUGUGAAAAACUCACAAGAAGUUCAAAUCGACAUUUUAUACUGAAAUGUUAUUUUCGUUUUAUUACAAUUUUAAACUUAUACAGUAGCUUUUUGGAUUUCAAAAUGUAAAACAUAUCGUUGUCGAAUAUAACGGGUGAUGUAAAAGAUCCUGCACAAAUGUCGAGCGCUAUUUUUACAUAAUUCUAAUGUUCUGCAGGCUUCGUCUUUCUUUAUUUUAAAAAGCAAAGUCUAAAGUAUCCAACGCACAUUAAAAAACAAAGUUUUCUAUCAUAAACAGCAUGCCUGGGUACGAAGAAAGGAAAAGACAAAGAAAUCAUGAUAAAUAAAUGUCGUGAUUAUUAUCGUCGUGAUGAAGUAGAAUUAAAAAAAAAUUGAAGAAUUUUAUCAAGCAUAUACUUCAUCAGAGGCAAUUGACUGGUAUACAAGAGACAGUUUUGUCUAUCGUUUACUCAAUCGAACAUUUCGUACAGAAGACAUUGCUUUGUGGUAUUUAUUUUCUUUCUUCGUCACUGAUCUUAGUACACAGAUACCAAAAGUGCAUAAACAACAAAAUAUUAAGGAGCGUUUACUAUUGUAUCGCGGACAGAGCCAUAUGCCUACUGAAGAACUACAGAAAAUAAAACAAAACAUUGGCGAAAUAAUUGCGACAGAUUGAUUUUUCUCCACAUCAAAAUCCGAGUCGAUAGCCUUACAAUUUGUGUUGGAAGCGCAAAAUAUAGAUGAUUUCAAAGUUGUACUCUGUGAACUUGAAGUUGAGCCGCAAAAAGUUACAAACGUAGUAUUUGCUGAUCUUGAUCGGUCUUGUAAACAUGCAGAAUUAGAAGUUUUAUUUACUAUCGGAACGGUUUUCGAGAUUCGAGAUGUAACGGACGAAACGAUGCGUUGGUGUGAUGAUGAAAUACGUUUGGCCAGAAUAAAAAUCGCCGCUACAGAUAAAGAAACGAUUUUCGCUCAACGACAAGGUGUAAUAUUAGGUAAUAUACUCAAAAGUGGGAACAUCGAUCUUCAAUAUGGACGUCUUCUGAUCGAUAUGGACCAGUAUGAAAAAGCUGAAUCCUAUUUUCAAAUGAUGUUACAUGUUCUCACGAAAACACAUCCAAAUGUCACUUUUAUUUACGAUCAUCUCGGUGAUUUAUAUAUGCGUAUAACGAGUUGGAAUGAUGCUCUUAAAAAUUUUAAUUUUGCUUAUCGAAUAAAAAAGAAUAAUUUCCCAUUGAAUCAUCCCAUGUUUGGAUUAACUCUAAACGGUCUUGCUAAUUAUUAUAAAGCAAUUGGAAAUUAUUUUAAAGCAUUUGUUUUUUAUCGUAAGGUGCUCAAAUGUUGUCGGAAUGAUAAGUUUAAUCGGGCUAUAACUAUGCUAAAUAUUGCUACGCUUAUAUUCAAAAAUCAGUAUAGAAAUGCCUUAAACUUAUGCGCUUCAGCACUGGCCGACUUAUACCGUGUUCGAGGUAAUAUAACUAAAGCAAUGUCGUUCUGCAACAAUCAACUGUCGCUUUAUGAUGCGCAUCUGAGCGAAAACCAUCCAAAUUUGGCACCCCCCAACAGCAGACGAACGG
Molecule: messenger RNA, 2352 nt
Organism: Didymodactylos carnosus
Lineage: Eukaryota; Metazoa; Rotifera; Eurotatoria; Philodinida; Philodinidae
Source: the annotation of a GenBank genome assembly